Messenger RNA from Drosophila albomicans, 1478 nucleotides. RefSeq lists its product as uncharacterized. Bases 32 to 1381 code for a protein of 449 amino acids. The record is from RefSeq and is a predicted model, not a curated record. Lineage: Eukaryota; Metazoa; Arthropoda; Insecta; Diptera; Drosophilidae. The transcript has 2 exons.
CAACGAUCAGUGUGAAUCGCGAGCUUCAACGAUGAGAACGUUCUUUGCCGUCAUUCUGUUGGCCUUGGUGUCGGGUUCAUGGUCAUUAUGCAACUUGAAUAUCCGGGAACCGUUUCCCGUUGUGGCCAAGACAUUUGGCAGCAAAACGGCGAUCCUCAAGCAACUGCUAACCGAAGUUGAAUUGUCGAACAACGAGACGGUGACCUUCUAUUGCCCCCAGGGUGUGAGGAUCAGUGGUCCAAGCAAUGGCUAUAACAAUCCGAGCGAUGACUAUUACGAUCCGACCGAAAGGACAAUCUAUCGGCCAACGGUAAUCAAUCAGCCAACGGCGGAUCUAACCUGUGGCAACGAUGGCAUCUAUUUGGAUGAACAGCGCAUCAUCGAAGUGACGUCCGGCGGUCAUGUCAGUUGCAAUGCGGACGUCACGCGAUCGCUGUACGAGAGCAAUGUCAGUUUGAUUGGCUGUGAUCCCGUCGAUGCUAUGACUUUGGUCAUUGGCUAUAAGCUAAAACGUUUAACGGAGGUGAAACUCUUGGCUUUGUGCUAUGACCUGAGUGCAUCGCAAUUGCGUUUUGUCAAUUUUCUGGCAUAUCCCGCAAAGAAUGUGCUCCUAACGCCAGCGAAUACGGACGAAGUGCUUGGGAGAUUGCAACUCGAUAAUAUCGUCAGUGGUCUCGAUAAAUAUUUCAGCUACAUCACAGUGUCGCAGUUCAAUGAGCUGAGCAAACAGCAAACGCAGCUGGGUGAACUCUACGAUGCGGAAAUGUUCGAUUAUUCGAGUCUACUGCAGGAUCAACAACAACAAAAGGAUCUGGAGCAAUACAAUCAUUUGCUAAACAUUGUUUGGCUACGAAAUUUACGCAAAGGCAAUUGGAAACACUGGCUGCAAGCAUUGCGUGCCGCUAACGAUGACGAUGACGAUAAAUUUGAGCUGCGUAUCGGUGUAUCGGGAAUGGCAACGAUGCCGCUCGGUCAGCGCUGCAAUGUGAGUCGCAGUCUGCAGCUGCUCGACAGCAACAGUGGCAACUCGCUGCAGGUCCCGGCUCAUGUGUGGGCGCAUGUGCGUUCACUGCAGCCAACGGGCACUGUAGCCGAUGAGUUUGUGCUUGUUGCCCACAACUCACCCUAUGUUGAUGUCUUGCAGUUGAGCACAUUUUGCGACGACAUUUGCCAUGAGAUCCCUUGGCUGCGCAAAAGUCUCUUUGCCGAACUACAUUUGCUGCCCAUCUUCGGUGUCGUUCACUGUUGUCGCGUCGAUCAAGUGGAUAAGCUAACGGACUUUGCUUACGGCAAGCAAAAACAACAGCAAGCACAACAACAACAACAACUAUCUGAUUCGUCACCCAAUACGACGACUGCGCGGCCUCUUAUUCAUGUUUAGUUUCGUUUAAGCUUGCCAAGCAGAGAGCAUAUUAGUCUCUCUCUCUCGCUCCUUCUGCAUCUGUCUUACGCGUCUAAAUAUAACUCACAAAGCAGCA